This is a messenger RNA of Aspergillus campestris IBT 28561, 1377 nucleotides long. RefSeq lists its product as uncharacterized. Lineage: Eukaryota; Fungi; Ascomycota; Eurotiomycetes; Eurotiales; Aspergillaceae. The transcript has 2 exons. The coding region runs from base 1 to 1377 and encodes 458 amino acids. The record is from RefSeq and is a predicted model, not a curated record.
AUGUGGGCAGCAUUUCUCUUCUAUGGAGCAAUUGUCUCCGCCAAACCUGUCCUCCCCCGAGAUGGGAUAGACACAUGCACAACCUCCUCGACCAGCAGCCAAUGGCUCCAUACCUGUGACACGACGCUCUUCUGGCCCACCUCGACCAACUACUACUAUGGCCCAACUGCCGGCCCCUCUGCGUCGGCCGUCCUCUGCAACGCCGAAUGGGUCGAAUACGACGGCCGUGCCAGCGGGCUCUCCUCGCUCGGCGCAACAUCGACCUCCACGAUCUACGAACCCUAUCCGACCAGCACCGGAGCCUGCAAUACCAAGGUCUGGGGCGAAGGGUGGCACGACACGCACACCGGCCCAGUGACCACCCUCUGCGACACUAUCCCACGCGCCCUGGGUCCUCGCGAAACUCUCACGUCCUUCUGGCCCGGCACGGGCCCGUGCAGCACGUUCCAAAUGACAGAAAGCACCACGAAACCCGUCUACCGCUCGCCCGACCCAGCCCCUUCCUGCAGUCUCAACACCCGAGACUGCAUCGCCAUCUGGUCCACCUAUUCCUCUCUCUCUUCCGCCUACCGCAGCGCCGUGCCGACGCCCCCACCAGGCGACACAAACAGCCCGAUCCGCCCGACUAGCUGUCCCUCAACCAGGCGAAACUACACCGAGAAUGACCCCUGCACAAACUGCCACUACCUCCCCGGCGAAGCCACUCUCUUCUACUGGCCCGUUUCCACCGUCUCCGGCGACCUCUGCUCCCAAACGGGCACAACCAUCCCAGCAACGCCCACCGGGACCGGCCCGAACACAGCCGUCAUCAACGGCAACACCUUCGUCUCCCCGACAAUCUACGUCUCCUUCACCAGCAUCUACGCCCGCAGCAACAUGCGCGCACACCCGGGCGGCUCCUGCGGCGGCGAGCACGAAAACGUCAUCAUCUCCGUCGAGCCGGACGCCGUCUCGUCCUACCGCGGCCACCGCAACGCCAAGUACCCGAUAAUCGGGACCGCCUUCCCCUUCAGCUACGACGAGUUCCAGCUGCACCAGGUGGGCAACUACUCCAUGCCGCUCAUCCCUUGGGACAAGUACGAGGGCGGAGGUCAGUGUCCCGUGGGCACGUCUUGCACGCUGGUUAGGGACGAUUAUCGGCCUCACAUGGGCAUCCCCAAGGGCGUCAUGACCCAAAUUGAUGAGCGCUGGACCGCGUGCCAUCGCUCUUGGUAUAUCCCGCCUGUUAGCAUGGUGCCGUUGAUUGGGGAGGGUAGCUGGAGUGGGAAGGCGGUGCCAACGGGGUCUGCGACUGGGAAUGAGGAUGUUGGUGUUGCAGCUGUGCCUGAGUCUGUGGGUGCGGCGCCUACGCCUAAGGAGACGGGAGCCGACUGGUAG